This is a messenger RNA of Contarinia nasturtii (swede midge), 4775 nucleotides long. RefSeq names its product zinc finger protein 423 homolog (gene L). Gene Ontology annotation, molecular function: DNA-binding transcription factor activity, RNA polymerase II-specific; RNA polymerase II transcription regulatory region sequence-specific DNA binding. The transcript is spliced from 8 exons. NCBI's taxonomy places the organism in Eukaryota, Metazoa, Arthropoda, Insecta, Diptera, Cecidomyiidae. The record is from RefSeq and is a predicted model, not a curated record. The coding region runs from base 70 to 4098 and encodes 1342 amino acids. Gene Ontology annotation, biological process: regulation of transcription by RNA polymerase II. Gene Ontology annotation, cellular component: nucleus.
UUAACACAGUGAUUGAUGAUACAAUACAAUUUUAAUGACAAACAAAAGUAAGGUGAUCACACACUUAUUAUGGCUUUAAAAAUGCUUUACCGUGGUCCGAGCUCACGACUUGAAACACUUAUUGAAAAAAUUCAACAGAACAAAGACAGCAGCCCAGUAGAUAUUGACUCAUCAAAUACAUCACCAAGCUAUUCACCAUCACUUCCUGACAUGGCAUCAACUCCAAAUUUCGAAGUGGAUAAUAUUCUUAGCAUUAAUAACAAUAAUAAAAUCACAGCGAAACAACAUCAACAACAGCAUCAUAGUGAGUACACUUCUUUCGAGAACGGCGGCAUAAAUGAGAACAUAUUACCCGAAUCGAAUGAAAAGCAUGGCGAAGAAAUAGCACCAACAUUGAAAGAUGCUCAACGUUUGUCGUCUGAAGCAGGGGUUGCCUACGCGCCGAUUAACAACACUUUUAAACCAUCGUCAAAAAUACAUAGCAAACAACCAACGAUGACAGCAACUAAGAGCAAAGGGGAAGGUAGCCGACUUGCAAAAUAUGGUAAAAUUAAUGGAACAACACCACAAUUACCGUCAAACGCGACUAAUAAUAACGUCGAAGGCUCUUAUCAUUGUCAAUUUUGUGAUAAAUCGUUUCCACGCCUGGGAUAUCUUAAAAAACACGAACAGAGUCAUGCAGAGCACAUGCCAUUCAAAUGUGAAUAUUGCGCACGAUUGUUCAAGCACAAAAGGUCACGGGAUCGACACACAAAACUACAUACGGGAGAUCGGCGCUACCGCUGUCCGCAUUGUGAAUCAGCUUUUUCAAGAAGUGAUCAUUUGAAAAUACACAUGAAGACGCAUGACAAUCAAAAGCCGUUUCAAUGUACGGUUUGUAAUCGAGGCUAUAAUACGGCUGCUGCGCUUACAUCACACAUGCAAAGCCACAAAAAGCAAGCAGCUCUUCAGAGAAAUACUACAUUGAAUUACAGCCCACGAUCCACAGGUUCGGCUUCGAGUAACACCAGUCUGUACAAACGAAAAUACUCAUCACAAAUUGAGCAACGAGAUAUCCCAAAUCAGUCAUCACUUUUGGCAGUCAAUGCAAAACGUUUUGCAUUUCACGGCAACAACAGCUCUGUCUUAUACUGCAUCUACUGUACCAAAAAUGAUUUUGAAAAUUUGGAGCAACUACACUCGCAUGUUCAGCAAAUGCAUGCAAUUGUCUUGAGAGAGACAACAUCAAGCCCCUUUCCUGGCAUCCAUCCUGGUCUUCAUUUGACUUGUGAAUUUUGCACGAUGAAAUUUCCAUCAAUUCCCAGUAUGUUUCAGCACAUUCGUUCAAUGCAUAUAGAUCGUAUAAGCAAUCCAACGUCUUACAUGGAGCACUUAAGCAGACGAUCAAUUGGACUUGGUGAUGAAAACUAUCGCCGUAAAUCAAACGAUAGUUUUGUCCAUCCACUUGAACGUUCCAAAUCGGAAGAGGAUUCCCAUAAAUAUGAAUUAAACCCAUCAAAAACGGAACGUGACACACCGAGUAAAAAUUCCAACGAUUAUGAUGCGCAUACAAAGUCCAUUGAAAAUGGUGACAUAAAGCAAGAAGAUCUUCCAACUGAUUUAAGUAAUAAAAAGAUCGAGGCAAAAUGUUCCGAAAUCCGCGAUGAUUCAAAUGAUAUGAAUCAUUCGUCGAAAGAAAGUUCCAUCGAUUCCAUUGUGAAUCGAAAACGUCUUCAAAAAACGUCGCCAGAUUAUUCAGCAUCGAGUCCGGAUCCAUUGCGAUGCAGCCAAUGUACAUUGAUACUUCCGAACAUCGAGGCGUUUCGCGAUCAUUUGCGAAAUCAUUUAGUGCGUGGUGAACUGAAAAAUUUUGUCUGUUUCCAAUGCGGACUCACAUUCACCAAUCAAAAUGAAUAUGAAUUGCAUGUUUCGUCGCAUUUUCUAAUCAGCACCACCGAAUAUACAUGCACAUUUGGAUGUAAUAAACAUUUUGUUAGCUCUGAAAAUAUGCAAAAGCAUAUGUUCGAUGUGCACGCUCAAAAUGUGUGGAAGUGUGGCAUUUGCUAUGACAUUUUUGAAUCCAAAGUUGCAAUUCAAAUUCAUUUUGCGAUGACCCAUUCGAAUAAAGAGGACACAUUUCGUUGUUCGGCAUGUAUGGAUUCCUUUGAAACGGAAAAUGAAUUUAAGGCUCAUGUUCGGACCCAACAUUCGUUGAUGUUUUUAUUGCCAAAUUUGCAAUGCUCUCUGUGCCGAACAGUUUGUUCAUCUGAAUUAGAAAUGCACUUUCAUAUGGCAACACAUUCGCGUCAACCAUUCCGAUGCACCGUAUGCUCUGAAGCAUUUCCAAUGGAAUUUCUAUUGGAACGACACAUGCAAACGCAUCAUUGUCUUCCCGAAAAGGAUGCAUUGGGACUGUAUAAAAGCGAUAAUCUUAACAAUAAUAUGUUCGACUAUAGCUAUGCCGCAAAGAAACUCUAUCCAUUUGCUGGACCGACCAAAAUGUUUGAUCCCAUGAAUAUACCUUCCAGUUCAACGUCACCACUGAAAUUACCACCGCCACUAUAUGAACUUUAUGAUAACAUUGGGAAAUCAUUUUCGCAACAAAGUUUUACAAAAAAUUUUUCAAAUAUAACCAAAUCAUUUUCGGAACACUUAGAAAAUACACAAGCAUUUACGAAACAAUUUAGCGAGCACUCGGCCGAGAUUCCAUCGUUUUUGAAUUUAUACAAAUCGGAUUAUGUGUCGAAAACAUUUUUGAGAAAUAAUCCAUUGGUUUUUUUGCCACCAACUUCAAUCGAUUCACACAAUGGCACUUCAGAACAACAGCAACCACCAGCACCACCGCCGCAACAACAACAAUAUACCGAUAAAAAGACUUCUUCCGAUCAACAAAUAUCAUGCAACAUUUGCGAUCGCAAAGAUUUCCAAAGCGAAUUGGAAAUGAUAACGCAUCAAAAGAUUACACACAACAUCAAAACCGGCGUUAGCCUAAUGUGCGCCUAUUGCAAUGACAAUUUUCGUUCAAGAACCGAAUUGGAAACUCAUAUGAAAACGGCGCAUACCGGAGGUAAACACAAAUGUUUAAUUUGUGAUGAAAUUUUUCCAUCGGCAGAUGUGCUUGCUGAGCACAAGCUAACUCAUUCUAGAGUUGGUGUCCAAGGCAAAUGUACAUUUUGCUCUGCAAAUUUAAUGGAUAUUCAAGAAUUCAAGUCUCAUAUGGCUGAGCAUGGAAACGUUGAAUUGCCAGUACAAUGUAUUUGUUGUCGUCAAACUUUAAGUUCAGCAUUUGAAAUUCAAUUACACGCUAAAUUCCAUGUGAGUUCCACGUCCGGUGAUAGUGACAACGAACGCAAUUGUGCACUGUGUUUAAUCGAGCUACCGCCAAAAUCUGAAUCGAAAGUAUGCAAAAAGUGCUAUGAAAAACACAACAAUCACAGUAAACAUUCAUCGUAUGCAUUUCCAAAGGAAAGCAAUUCAUUUUCCAGUGACUGUCCAUCCAAAUCGAAUGCCGACUCAAUAACGGAGCAUUACUGCAAUUUAUGUAAAAAACCAUUUUUGACGGCGGUCGCAUUAGAAGAACAUUUAAUUGAACACUCAUUUCGAGGUUGUGAAGAACGUGGCUACAAUUGCUAUAUAUGUUCGGCAAUUUUCACUCUGCCAUGUGGACUACAUCAACAUAUCAGAGUUGAGCAUGGUGCAAGCUAUCGUCCAUAUGACUGUAAUCUGUGUGCAAAGAAAUUCUAUUUUCGAGCUGAACUUGAGAAUCAUCUGAUCAAUCAUGAAAUUGGCCUUAUUGCAACGCCACACCGAGAUGAUGCGACGGACACAGAUGAAUCGAAACAAAUUCCAUUGAAUCACGAACAUUUGAAAGAUAUGAACGAUGAUAAUGAAAGCGACAAGGACAAACAUUCCGAAACGGAUAUGAAAUCCGAAGGUCAACAUUAUUCCAAUGAUGUCAAUGCGGAAGACGAUGACGAUGAAUACAUCGAAGUUGAACAAAUCGGUGAAAAUACAUCUGCCGAUGAAGAGAUGAGCCAGCCAAAUGAACGAACAAGUCCAGAAAAUUAUGAUAAACCACAAACACAAUAUGAAAAAGAUAAUUUAAGCUAUAGAGUGUAAAAAUAAAACAAUUUUUUUCCUUGUGUUCAAUUAUUAUUAGAUGCACACAAGGUCUGUACAAGGUGUAAAUAAGUUUAAAAUUGAAAAUGAAUAUGAGUAUGCACAAAAUACGAAAAUAAUAUAUUCACUCAGAUUUUUUUUAAGAUUCGUUCUUUGAUUUUAUAAAUUUACAUACAAAGUACUUUCAAGUAUGAGUAGAGAAAAAUGUUCACAAAAUUUCAUUAAAAAAAACGAAAAAAAAUCGAACUUUCUUAGAUUUCAACAUCGGAUUUGGUUAGGACGCCUAUCACAUAUCAAACACUAUAUCACAACACCCCACACAAAUCGAUGUCAUUUGUAUCGCACCUAUUGAAUAUUCACAAAAUAUGAUAUUCAAAAUAUGUAUCAACUGAAAGUUUCAAUUACACAUUUCACAUAUAAUGGCAUACACAUGAUAUGAUCCGCAAUUAUUGCUUUAAUUUAUUAGAUUUAAUCUAUUAGACUGAAGAUGGCAUUGGUGAUAUCAAAUCCGAUUUUUUUUAAAAAUAAACUUCAAUGCAUAAAAUGUAUCAACAAAGCUGAAAUUGUACCCAAAUUUAGACGCAUCAUUUAGUCAAUUUAAUUGACUAUGAAUUUUUCAAUAACAAAAAAAAUCCACAUUAAAUAUGUGCUAUUAAUUUAAGGGAAAUAUAUGACAC